AUGUCCUUCGGCGGUGGAUUCGGCGGCUUCGGCGCCAACAACAACAACAACCAGUCCACGGGCUUUGGUGGAUUUGGUUCAAGUAACAAUAACAACACAACUGGCUUUGGCUCAAAUGCGAACACCGGUACAAGCAUAUUCGGCGGCGCUGGCGCCGGUAAUACGGGCAGCACCAUGUUCGGCGGCGGCAACACCAACCCGAGCUCGCCUUUCGGAGGCGGAGGUGGCUUUGGUGCCAACACCAACACCAACACUGCCUUUGGCUCGAAACCUUUCGGUAGCUCAACGACCGGCGGCGGACUCUUCGGCGGUGGUGGUACUACCGGCAGCGCAUUUGGAGGAGGAGGCUUCGGCGCGACCAACAACAACACGACGUCCGGAUUUGGUGCCACCAACACAAACACUGGAGGAGGUAUAUUCGGCCAGGCCAAGCCAGCGGGAGGCUUCGGCACAACAGCCACAGCAACAACUGGUGGCGGUCUUUUCGGAGGCGGCAACACUGGCGGUGGAUUUGGCGCCGCCAAUACCAACGCCACUACAGGCGGAUUCGGUGGCGGUGGCUUCGGUGCCGGUAGCAACCCUCCCGCGAAUAACGGUACCGCCAGCACACCCUUCCAGCCAUUCUCCGAGAAGGAUGGUACUACCGGCAACGCGCAGUCGCAGUACCAAACCAUCACAUUCCAACAGCCGUAUCAGACAUACUCUCUCGAAGAAUUGCGUGUAGCCGAUUACAACCAAGGUCGCCGGUAUGGCAACGGAAAUGGUCAGGCUGGAGCAUUUGGACAGAAUACUGGAUUUGGGGGCUUCGGUAGCAACACAAACACAACUGCUACUACAGGUUUUGGGGCUAACACCAACACCGGAGGUAGUCUUUUCGGCGGUGGCAAUGCCAACACCAAUACCAAUACCACAUCAGCGUUUGGGGGAGGAGGCUUCGGCGCGACCAACAACAACACCACUGGUGGCGGUCUCUUCGGUGGUCAAGCUAAGCCUGCGACUGGAGGACUUUUCGGUUCCACCAACAACACCACAACUGGCGGCACGACUGGCGGUCUCUUCGGAGGCGCCACCACUAACAAUACGACUGGAGGAUUCGGCACUGGUGGUGGGUUUGGUUCUUCGACAACCGGCGGCGGUGGCCUGUUCGGCCAGAAGCCUGCGACGUCCACGACCGGCGGUCUCUUUGGCGGUUCAAGCACCAACAACACUCCAUCUGCACCAUUCGGCGGCUCGACAAAUACUGGAGGCGCUUUUGGUCAAACGAACACCGGCGGUGGUCUCUUUGGCCAGGCCAACAACCAAACCACCACUGGUGCAUUUGGUGCCACAAACACUACCACAAGUACAGGCGGUGGACUAUUUGGCGGUAGCACUGGCGGUGGCUUCGGACAAAACAACAACACUCCUGCUCAGAACACUACGACCGGUAGUCUCUUUGGCGGCGGUGGGUUUGGUCAGAACAACCAACAGCAGAACCAGCAGAAGCCCGGUGGUCUGUUUGGCGGCGCAAGCACUGGCACUACGGGCGGUGGUCUCUUUGGUCAAACCAACCAGACUCAGCCAUCCACUGGUGGUCUGUUUGGUAGUUCUACUGCAAACAACAACACCAGUACUGGAGGCCUAUUUGGCCAGAAACCUGCUACUGGCAGCACGUCUCUUUUCGGUGGUGGCAACACUGCCAAUACCGGAACCUCUGGAGGCUUGUUCGGCAACGCCGGUGCUUCAAACAACCAACAAAACACAGGUGGUUCAGGCUUGUUCGGCGGCAACAGCAACAAUAACCAACAGAGGCCAGGCGGCCUAUUCGGCAGUACUACAGCCAACACAAACACAGGAGGCGGUCUCUUUGGUGGACAGCAGAACAACAACCAGUCGAACCUGGGCGGCUCCCUCUUCUCCAGCCAAAAUCAGCAGCCACAGCAACAGCAAAACCAGAACAGCUUGUUUGGUGCUUCUGGAAGUUCUCUGCUCAACACCUCCAUUGCUACUAAUCCAUAUGGUAACGACGCUUUGUUCGCUGGACUUUCAACUCCCUCACAGAGCCCUGGCCCGAUCGCAACUCCUCUGUCCAACAGCCAGAAGAACAAGAGCAAAGGCAUACUUCCUCAGCACAAGCUGAACCCCUCUGCAUCGACGCGUCUGAUCACUCCACAAAGCAAGUUGGGCGGCUAUGGGUUCAGCUAUUCGGGCGCCUCGAGCCUGGCCGGUAGCACUGGUUUCAAUGGAAGUCUCUUUACGAACGGUCAUCUCUCCAGGUCACUAGGCAAGAGCGUGUCUACUAGUAACCUCCGUAAUAACUUUACCCCGGACACUAGCAUACUCUCCCCGGGCGCAUUCACCACCACUGGUCGCAAUUUCGGAAACGGCAAUCUCAAGCGACUGAACAUCAACCGAAACAUCAACGGUGGCCGCACUCCGCUGUUCGAUGAGCCUUCACAGAAGCGAGUCAGCUUUGCUCCUGGUGAGGAUGUCAACGGCGAGAUGAACGGAGAGACUGCCUUGGUCGUUCGAAGGGACGAGGGUGACGCCUCUCCAAGGGCUGCUGACAACCAGACAAACGGCGAGUCCCCUCGUCCAGCUAUGCAGGAAGUCAACGGCUCAGAAAUGGCUCGCGUUGAUGACCCCGCGCUUACACCAAAGUCCGCGUCUUCUGUCAACAUCCAGCCUGGUCAGGAUCCUAAGCCCGGCGAGUACUGGUCUAGCCCAUCUUUCGAGCAGCUGAAGAGAAUGAGCAAGCAGGCGCUUAAGAGUGUACCUAACUUCGUUGUUGGCCGUCACAACAUUGGUCAGAUUAAGUUUAACCACGGCAAGCCUGUCGACUUGUCAGAAGUCGACCUUGACAAACUAUUCGGCGACAUUGUGCAGCUCAAUGCACGCAAUGCCACCGUCUACGGCGAGACCUGCACCUGCCUGCCAAAGCCACCGCUGGGCAGCGCCCUGAACCAGCCUUCCGAGAUUGUUCUUGCCAAUUCGUGGCCUCGCAACAGAGCUGGCAAGAAGGAUGUUAAGCAUCUUGAGCGCCUCAAACGAGUGGCGGGCACGACUUUCGUCAAGUACAACCAGUCCAAUGGUGAAUGGACGUUCACUGUUCCUCAUUUUUCCUCGUAUGGCCUGGAUUAUGAUGACUACAGCGACGACGAAGAGGAAUAUUCGAGCGAGCUGAGUGACGUCCCUGAUACUCCAGCAGAUCAACACCGCUCUAGCGAAAUGACUAGUACGCCCCAGCAGGAAUCGUUCGUCAGUCCGCAGUCACAGUCUCAGUCUAGCCCUGAUGACACUUUCGAUUUCAAAAAGGGUAUGCGAUCGCGCUCCGGCGUCCCCGGUGGUUUUGGUGACGAAACCGUUUAUGAAGACGACGAAGAGAUGCGUGACACUCAGGGCGAGUCUUUUUUAGGGCAUCGCUCCGUGGGUUCGCUUGAUGGUGAGCAAGAUGCUGACCAAUCUGAAGAGAGCGAAUUGGAUUUGGUGCACGAGCAGAGCAUGGCGGAUUCUGUAUCGGGGCCAUUUCGAACCACGGAGCGAGCGACCGCUAUGGAUGAUCCAUUCACGGGCUCAUUGAUGCCAAAGUCUAUUCUCAAACCUAGUCAAUUUAUCAGGCCAGGGGCGGGAACACCAACGAAAGCGCAACCCGUUUUUGAUGAUGACUGGGCGAACCAACUCCAACGCACCAUCAGCCCGAAGAAGCAUGAUCGACAGGCCCUUCGCGAGAGUCAGGGCAAUGUACUACGCGAACACGAAAUCAACCCUACAAAGUUUUCUCAAUCUUUUGUCGGUCGACCUAUGACUACGGCCAUGGAUUUGAUGGACUCUCUUUUCGGCGAGACGGAGAACCAACAGGUUCCCACGCGUGGACACGGCAUCGAGUUACCCUACUCCAAGCGACCCAAGACUGCAUCCGACCUCGACCAACUCACUGAUGCCGACAAAAACUUUCACAGUUGCAACAAACCGCGCUUUAGCGAAUCCAACAUCCUCAUCUACGGCAACAAAGGACCUGCGCAUCUCGAAGGUAGCGUCUUCGUUACAGCUCAGGAACCGCUCGUGGACGCUGCCAAGGAUGUUCGAUUUGUGAAGCUGCCUACGUUCGACAAUUCCGUUCCAGAGACUUUGACGCUCCAGAAUGAGCAUACAAAGAUGUCCAAUAUCGACGGGAUACCUUCAGCAAAACUCUUGACUGAUCCCGCUCCCUUGGAGUUCUCUGCCCUAUCAAAGGCUGUUGCUCUCGAUACCGUAGCAGGCGUCCACGAACAGCAAGCCUGGCAAUUGCUCUCGCUUCUGUUUGACGAUGCCGACAGAAUUCCAGUUGGCGUCCAAGUGGACGAGAUGCAGGUGUACCGGAAAGAGAAGCUGUCGGACUUUUGGAAAAUGCUUGUCUGGGACGACGCGCAGAAACAUGCUCAACAAGCCGCCACACCCGAGGAAUCCGCUAUCGCACACCUCAGUUGCAACAACGUCGCCGAUGCCUGUCACUCUCUGUUGGAUGGUCUCGAUUUGCGACUCGCUACAAUGGUUGCUCAAAUCGGCGGCGAUGAUACGAUGCGAGAGAGCAUGCAAGUCCAGAUUGACGAAUGGCGUCGUCUAGAUGUACUUGCUGAGAUGGAAGAUUCUCAACGUGCCUUGUACGAGCUCCUUGCUGGCAAUUGCACACAAUCAGAGGGUAAGAUGGGAGCAGGCAAGGAAAACCACGCCUCUACCUUUAACAUCUCAAGCCGCUUCGGUCUUGACUGGCGACGGGCUUUCGGACUGCGUCUGUGGUACGGUACGCUGGCGAACGAACCUAUCGAGAUGGCUGUUGCCCAAUUCGCGGACGCCGUUAGAGAUGGCAGGGAAAAUGUCAAGCCAGUGCCAUGGUUUAUUCAGAACAACGUCGACAUGGGCUGGAAGGAUCCUGCAGCGGAACAUCGAGAAGAUCUCCUUUGGGGUAUUCUCAAGCUCUAUGCCUCGGUAAAGAUGGACCUUCCUGCUAACGUCGAGAACGUCCUGGCUCCCGAGAACGUCUCCGGUAACCCUCUGAAUGCCCGUCUCUCAUUUCAGCUCUUCCAACUCUUCAAGUCACGCUUAGAUGAUGUGAGUGAGGCGGACGAGCGCAAGGUCCCAAUGCCUACUUCUCGCAGUCACGAUGAUGGUGAGGAGAACUACCGCCGGUCACUGCAAUCAUGGAGCGCUCCAGGUGCUGAAGACGAGGUACAAGCUGCGGAUCCGCUUGUUGAGUUGAGUGAUAAGAUCACACUCACCUAUGCGGCUUCGCUACAUACUCGGGAACACUGGACUACCGCCAUUUGGGUCUAUGCUCAUCUGUCUUCCGCCCCAAUGCGCGAGCAUUACAUUCGCUCGUUGGUCAACCAGUUCUCCAGUACAUUCGCCCUGGAAGAGAAUGACGCUACAUACGUGUGUCUUACACGGGAGCUUCAUAUACCUUCGACGUGGCUCCAUGCGGCUGCUGCCCAGCAAGCAAGAUCAAAGGGCGAUGCCCUACGCGAGGCAACCCAUCUCAUCAAAGCCGAGGAAUUGGAGGAGGCGCACGAUGUACUUUGCAGGAGAGUCGGCCCAGAAGCCAUCAUAUCUCGCGAUUACGAUGCGCUACGUGAACUCAUGGACGGUUUCGUGUCAGAGUCACCAAGUGAGCCAGUCCAAGGCUGGGCCCAAGGCGGCCAGAUCUACUUCGACUACAUCGAGCUCAUCGACCUGACCGGCCAACGCUCAACAUACCGUGUUGACGAGGAGCUAGACAACCGGGUCCAGGAAAUCCUUGCAAAGCUACAGCACGCACUCGAAAUCGCUGGCCGCGAUCGAUUGGGCUCUUGUGGCCUGGAAGAGCGUGUCGCGCUCAUGGAGAUUGCUGGUACCGUCGCCAACCUCAUCACAAAGUCUCAGCGAACGAACCGCAAUGCUAUUCUCAAGCUUCCACUCACCGAAGAUCUCUGGCUCAAGCACUCCAUCGAGCUCAGUACGAGCUAUUACCGCAACACCAUGGUGGCCAGCCGAUAGAAUUAGGUGUUCACAAAGUCUGUGUCGAUACGGUAACGUUGAAAUUACGGGGCGGUGUUGUAGCUACAAGUAGUACGAGAUUGCGUAUGGGUAUAAAGAUGAUUCUUCUUGCUUCCUCGCCUUCAUUUUCUCUGGGGGGAUUUGGAAUUUCGUAGUUAGUUGGAAACAAAGAAGACUGGUCAAGGGUUUGAAGUGAAGUGAAGUGAAUACGAACGCGAUGUAACGUAGGGGGUCGGGGGGUUGUUUACUGAUGGAAAAGCGAGUUUUUGAUUUUGCUUAUCUUUCGAUUCUUACGUGUAUAGUAUGAUUUUGUGAUGGGAAUAAGGGAAGAUGAGGUGUUAAUUGCAUUGUUUUAUUUAUUGAUUUAUUGCC
Molecule: messenger RNA, 6360 nt
Organism: Pyrenophora tritici-repentis Pt-1C-BFP
Lineage: Eukaryota; Fungi; Ascomycota; Dothideomycetes; Pleosporales; Pleosporaceae
Product: FhaB, Large exoprotein involved in heme utilization or adhesion
Biological process (GO): post-transcriptional tethering of RNA polymerase II gene DNA at nuclear periphery; RNA export from nucleus; telomere tethering at nuclear periphery
Cellular component (GO): nuclear pore cytoplasmic filaments; nuclear pore
Molecular function (GO): structural constituent of nuclear pore; RNA binding
Source: RefSeq, a predicted model, not a curated record